Molecule: messenger RNA, 2268 nt
Organism: Nannospalax galili (Upper Galilee mountains blind mole rat)
Lineage: Eukaryota; Metazoa; Chordata; Mammalia; Rodentia; Spalacidae
Gene: Hook1
Product: hook microtubule tethering protein 1
Exons: 20
Coding region: 193-2268 (691 amino acids)
Biological process (GO): cytoskeleton-dependent intracellular transport; cytoplasmic microtubule organization
Cellular component (GO): cytoplasm; centrosome
Molecular function (GO): dynein light intermediate chain binding; microtubule binding
Source: RefSeq, a predicted model, not a curated record
GCGGGGCGGGUUCAGGUGCCGCGCUGCGCGGGACGGACGCGGCGGGCGAGGAGGCGGUCACGCUGCGACGUCGGCGGCGUGAGGCUUCGCGCGUCAGUCGCGCGGGCGCGGGGCCUGGCCGAAGAACAGGUAGUCAACACGGGCCCGAGCGGAGGCAGGUCGCGGUGAGCGCGGCGUUGAGGUUCCCGGGCCAUGGAGGACCCGCAGCCCCUGCCCCAGCCCGACCUGCCGCUGUGCGACAGCCUCAUCAUCUGGCUGCAGACGUUCAAGACUGCCUCGCCUUGUCACGAUGUCAAACAGCUGACUAAUGGAGUUACCAUGGCGCAAGUUCUUCAUCAAAUUGAUGUAGCUUGGUUCAAUGAAUCUUGGUUAAGCCGAAUUAAAGAUGACGUUGGGGACAACUGGAGAAUAAAGGCUAAUAACUUAAAGAAGGUUCUCCAAGGAAUUAUGAGUUAUUACCAUGAGUUUUUGGGGCAGCAGAUUUCUGAAGAACUUAUCCCUGACUUAAACCAAAUAACUGAAUGCUCAGAUUCUGUGGAACUUGGGAGAUUGCUUCAACUUAUUCUGGGUUGUGCAGUCAACUGUGAAAAGAAGCAAGAACAUAUUAAAAAUAUAAUGACACUGGAAGAAUCUGUUCAGCAUGUGGUCAUGACUGCUAUUCAGGAGUUGAUGAGUAAAGAAAUCGUAAGCUCUCCUACAAGUGACACUGUUGGAGAAUUAGAACAGCAGCUUAAAAGGGCUUUAGAAGAGCUUCAAGAAGCCAUAGCGGAAAAGGAAGAGCUGAAGCAGAGGUGCCAAGAGCUAGAUAUGCAGGUGACUGCACUUCAAGAUGAGAAGCAUUCACUGGUUUCUGAGAAUGAGAUGAUGAAUGAAAAGCUUGACCAGCUGGAUGGCUCUUUUGAUGAUCCCAAUACAGUGGUUGCAAAGAAGUAUUUUCAUGCACAAUUACAACUAGAGCAAUUGCAAGAAGAAAACUACAGGCUUGAAGCUGCAAAAGAUGAUUAUCGUGUUCACUGUGAAGAACUUGAAAAGCAGCUGAUUGAAUUUCAGCAUAGGAACGAUGAGCUGACGAGCCUUGCUGAAGAAACAAGAGCGCUGAAAGAUGAGAUAGAUAUUCUUAGGGCUGCCUCAGAUAAGGCAAGUAGACUGGAGUCAGUAGUUGAGGGUUAUCGACAGAAGCUACAGGAUCUAAAUGACCUUCGCAAGCAGGUGAAAUCUUUACAGGAAACAAAUAUGAUGUAUAUGCACAACACAGUCAGCUUAGAAGAAGAGCUGAAGAAGGCAAAUGCGGCACGCACACAGCUCGAGACAUACAAGCGCCAGGUUCAGGAUCUUCAUGCUAAGCUUUCUUCUGAAUCCAAAAGGGCAGAUAUACUAGCGUUUGAAAUGAAGCGGCUUGAAGAAAAGCAUGAAGCUUUACUCAAGGAAAAAGAGAGGCUGAUAGAACAGCGUGACACUUUGAAGGAAACCAACGAGGAGCUGCGGUGUUCGCAGGCACAGCAGGAUCACCUGAACCAAGCUGAUGCAUCUGCUACCAAGAGUUAUGAGAACCUCGCCGCUGAGAUGAUGCCCGUGGAAUACAGAGAGGUGUUCAUCCGAUUGCAGCAUGAGAAUAAGAUGCUUCGCCUGCAGCAGGAGGGUACUGAGAAUGAGCACAUUGAGAAGCUGCAGGAGCAGCUGGAGCAGAAGCAGCGCAGGACGAAUGAGCUGGAGACUGAGCAAAGGCUCAGCAAAGAACGCAUCCGAGAGCUGCAGCAGCAGAUUGAGGACCUUCAGAAGUCCUUGCAGGAGCAUGGCUUCAAGGCUGAAGGCGAAAGUUCCAGCAAACUAAAGCAGAAGUUGGAAGCUCAUAUGGAAAAACUAACAGAAGUCCAUGAAGAACUACAGAAGAAACAAGAGCUUAUUGAAGAGCUUCAGCCAGAUAUAAAUCAAAAUGUCCAAAAGAUCAGUGAACUUGAGGCUGCUCUUCAGAAGAAGGAUGAAGACAUGAAAGCAAUGGAGGAAAGAUAUAAAAUGUACUUGGAGAAAGCCAGAAAUGUAAUAAAAACUUUAGAUCCCAAAUUAAAUCCGGCAUCAGCUGAGAUAAUGUUACUUAGAAAGCAGCUGGCAGAGAAGGAGAGAAGAAUUGAAAUUCUGGAGGUAAACCUCUGUGUUUGUUGCUUAGCCACUCUGGUAUCCUGGGAAUUAUCUUCUGUCAUAUAUUUGCCAUUAAUGAGCAGGUUUCAGAAAACCUUCAUUAACGAUGGCAUGAUCCUGCUAAUUAGCUGA